Aspergillus calidoustus is the source of this 4620-nucleotide messenger RNA. The record is from the annotation of a GenBank genome assembly. Lineage: Eukaryota; Fungi; Ascomycota; Eurotiomycetes; Eurotiales; Aspergillaceae.
AUGUUCGAUGCCCAACCUGAUGGUCUCUCGUCCCCCCUGGCGUUUGUGAGCAACCUCUUUCCCGCUGCUCUCAAGACAACCCGACCAUGUGAACCUGCGGCUCCUUUCAGUGCUGACGCGACUGCCGGCAUGUCUCUCUCCCCCGACUCGACUUCGAGUCGCACCACAGGUGAGUCUGGAGACUCGGACCGUUUGAGCUGGCGAUUCGUUCCAACCCCCGUUUAUUCCGAGGAUGGACAUUCCACUGUUGAGGAGCCCGUCCCCGUCCCAGUGGAAGAGCGCCCCAAGGUUUCUUUCGAGGAGUUAGCCAGCCGAUACCGUCAGAACCAACACAAGCAGGCGCGCAGGAAGAAAUUGGAACAACGCCUCCAUGCGACCAAGGUUUCUAUGGGAGUUUCGGCGCGUCUGGUCCGUAUCGGUGCUGCUGUCCAGCGAGGUCUGGUCGACAGGCUCAAGCAUGACGACAAGGCCAAUUUCAUCGCUCUCCACCAUACCAUGAUUGAUCUUCAGGAACCAUGUACUUUAGUUGCCCGGCGCCAUACACACCAAUCUGAUUCUUGGGAAGAAUGGCCCAGCACCCGCGGGUCUGCCCUAGAUCACUCUCCGGACUUCUUCCUCCAGCUUAGCCCACAGUCCAGGGCCGAUCUUCUUGAGAUUUUGCAAUCCGUUCGGACUGAUUCCCAGUUCGUUUUUGAACGUCUAUGCAGCUUGACUCCAGCUCAGCUGUCAGAUUUGUUAUCCUCAUCUGUCUCCUCCUGGGAGACCGGUGGUGAUUCCGCGUUCCCUUCCACGUCCCGUUCCAGGAUCUCUUCUUUAAAUUCGAAAGCAGGCGUUGCAUCUACUAUUCCUUUCAAGGACCGCGUUUUGGCUUUCGAAAGGACCGACCCCCUGUCUACUUUGCUGUUUAAUGUUUAUGCAGCUCCUCUGGAUUCCGAUGCCCCGGAGGCUCAGCUGCGCUUGGAUAUGUGGUCUUCUGUCUGCGCAAAACUCAUUGCAGACGGCGCCAGUAGGUCAUAUGCUCUUGUCGACCAUAUCUUGACUCUGUGGGCUACAGGCAGUGGAUGGACGGCCAAACCCAAGUUUGAGCUCUACCUAAUGGACAUCCUCCAGACCGGUGCGUUCCUCCUGGAGCAUACAGAGGCCCCUCCCGGCUAUGAUCUGGAAUCUAUGGAUCCGUUAAGGACGGAUGUUGCCGAGGAAUUCUUUGCGUCCACGGUGGAUUCGUUGCUUGAGCUUUUGGAUGAUCCAGAUGCAGGAUUACCCCAGACAGUUUUACAACUGAGCAAGGCCGUUCUGCAGAAACUUGACCGCCAGGAUUGCCGCGAUCGCUUUUUGGAUUUCUUAUUUGUGCAGUGGUUCUUCUCCAAGUUUCUCUAUCGAGCUUUGACAUAUCCAGAGGGCCACGGUCUCUUGCUCGACUUCCAUAUUAGGAAAGAAGCGCGAGACAAAUUGCUCGGCCAGGUUGGAUAUCAAGCUUAUUCGCAAACCCUCGCUGUUCUCCGUUCUAUGCACCAUUAUUCCAUGGCUCGCCCUAAGGUUCGCCAACAUGUUGAGAACAUGCUUGACCGAUUUACCUGCGCGUCCGUCAAAAUGGAGACCCCCCAACCAUUGUCGCCCACAGGCCCUUCUUACGGACUGGACUCUCCUACGAUUUUUUUGAUGCUUUCUGCUGCUGAUGUUCUCACUGUGUUGAAUGCCCUUUUCCCCAGCGCUCCUUCCCCUGUGUACAACUCCCAGUCGCCCGCCUCAGGCAUUUCCCUCUCACCACUUGGGUCGCAUCCAGAUAAGACCGUGACUUCCACCUUCGAACCAGGGUUCUAUCGACCGUCUGUGCCCUUUUCCUCCAGGCUGGCCUCACACGCCAAAAGUAUAUUCCCUACAGAUGUUCAUUUCUUCUCGCAGCCGAAAAACACACCGAGCUCCAAAGCUGACAGGAUUCGCUUUGAGUUGUCGGAUUUGGGAGAGCAUGAUCUUCACACGCAUCUCGAGCCGCCUUCAGCCGAGGAGUGGACUAUAUUUACUCUCUCGCAGGAUGGCAUGCGACUCGUCUGGGGGUUAUUCCCGGAUAGUCAAGCACACUCUCCGGAGAGCCUACCCUCUGACGAGGUCAGCUUCUCCACACUGGGGAUGGAGGAUAAUUUUGAAGCUCUGCAGACGGCGAUAGUGAAGCUAAUCCACGAGAAUCCCGCGGGUGAACGUGUGGAGCACGGGUUACCCUUGUCCCAUGGCCUUCCCCACAGAGCUAGCCAGUCACUCAAGGAACGUUUCAAUCGCGCAAUGGCACACUGCCAUCAAACUUCCGACUUCAUUGGCGCGCACUACUGGUGGAAUGCUGCUCGACUGCUCCGCCGCACUGUCGCUAACUCUUCGACGCAACCCGUUGAUGACUCUUGGAUCCUGGAACCUAUGUACUCGACUUGUGUCCGCUCACUCCAAAUUUCUAGUUCCGUCAUCGAGCGCUGUGAUGCUGAUUUUGUCGCGCUGGACCGUCAUGUGCAAAAGCUCGAGAGAACAGUGAAAGAAAUGAUGAAGACCAUGGGCCGCCUUCGAAACAAGAUGUGGUAUAUGACCGAUGUGAGGAACUCCAGACGUUAUGAGGAGGCGAAGAAUGUCGCGCUCGCACUCAAGACAAUGCCCUAUGCGCACCUUCUAGCCCACAGUGAGCCUCGGUCUCGUGGUGGCCCUCGUGCUUUCGGCGGUGCUCUGCUCCAAAAACCCGAGCUCCAAGUCAUGAAUGUGAUGAAGGCUCCGAGCAACCAAGCGGGCCCAACUAAGCUCGCUGACGACCAGGUUGACCUGAUCCGCAAAUGGCUGACUCACAACAAUAUUGACAACUUCUGCAAAGGUGAAGAGCGUAUUCACCGGUUUUGCUAUGAAGUCGGCACAAGUAUCAACAGGUUGGUUGGUGAAACAAUGGCGGAGACGCCAGUCCUUUGGGCGAGUGAGCUGUUCCACAAAGAGCGGGCCAAGUACGAAGGUUCCAGCAACCGAAGCUUCCUCAGUCUCACUUCCAGCUUGCGGUCGUUUGGAAUGGCCGGUGAUGAUUCUCCUCAUUCUACGCCUUCUCUGGCUAGCUCUGGUCUUCGCCCGCAAGAACCGUCAAGGGUUCCGCAGGAGCCUCCCCGCUUGAACCUCAAGCCUUCGUUGGAAUCCGACCGAUGGAGAUCUCCGGCUGCCAAUACAGAGGCGUCUUCUGUCCUUGGCGACAGGCCACCGUCAACUACUACAGGAGACUCAUGCAGUACCUUCUGGUCGACACCACCGCCCCAUACUCAUUAUGCACCUAGCGCAUCCAGCCUCUACUCCCGGCCGCCGUCCAUGCUCAGUGAUACUGCUAUCCAGCAGCCGCGACGUGAGCGCAAACCACAUGGCAAAACAGCAUUUUUGGACGAUCUAAGACGGACACUAACCAGCCUAAUGCUGAGUGAUCUUGGCUCACCGGUCUGGAGCUGUGGCACCGAAACAGAUGCUUGGUUCGGCAACGUACUUGAACAGAAAAGGAUUCAGGCGCAAAUGAGGAAGCGAUCUCGUAUUCAGAAGUUCUUUGCCGAAUGCGAUGAGCGAGCAGUCCGUCAAUCUAUUCAUCGGGUUCCGUCUCAUCGAAGGAGCAAAUCCGUUGACCCACCCAACCGGGGUGAGUCUACUAAUGCUCCCUCUCCAGAAUCUGCCGAGGACGUUACCGCUAGGUUGGAUGACCCAGGUCCAUUCGGGUAUGGUACUGUUUUCCGUCGCCUUCUGGACGUGUUUUCCCGCCACGGGAAUCCGUUCGUCAAGCUAGACGCGCUUCGGGAUCUUCGCAACCUCGUCGUUGCAUCGUUGAGUACGGCCAAUGAUGAUGAAGGUCUAUCUCCUUCUAUCCUAGCUCCCACCUCACGCCAAAGACGUGCCUCUGUUAUCCGCAGAAAUCGAGAUGCAAGGAGUAGCUUCUCAGAGCUGAAUACUCGCCGUCGAUCAGAGAGAGAUCCUUUGCAUACCCCAACCUCCCCUCCGGCUGAGUCUGUAAUCUUCGGAUCGCGGCCAUCUGACUACGCCGCGCCCACCGAGAAACAGAUUGUCGAAGCGCUGCGAGAAAUAAUCCUCGACAUGAAGCCAAAGACCUUAUUCCGCGAUCUGCAGUUUAUCUCGGCUUUUGUUCCUAGUGACACUCUCAACAAAACGGAUAGCGGAACGGCAUUCCUGCAAUUUGGACUGGCUGCACUGAGCCUGAAGGAUGAGGUAUGUAACAGCAUGGUGGAGAUUGCGGACGAUAUCGUUUCUCAAGAACUCACCCGUCGGCAUCCCCCAAACAUGUACGAUAUGUAUCCUCGAGCAGGUGAUCGCAUGAAGGACGCUGCCAACAUGUGGAUACCCACAGCGAAGGAAGGUCAUCCCGUUGCACAGCGGGAACUUGCCAUUCUUUACCUCACGCACCCGGAGCUUGUUCCGCGCGUCACUUUUCCUCUUACUUUGCUGAGAGAUACUUUCAAGGCGGAGAUGAUGUACCGCCGAGACAAGGACUCCAAAUCGGAUCCCCAUACAAUGUGCCUAGCCCUGCACUGGAUGCAGUUGUCGGCUAAUGGGGGAGACGAGCUCGCGCGGAACCGGCUUCGAGAGCGAGAGGAGUUUGAGUCUAUUGCUUAA